Messenger RNA from Rhodotorula graminis WP1, 1008 nucleotides. RefSeq lists its product as uncharacterized. The transcript is spliced from 4 exons. Bases 374 to 946 code for a protein of 190 amino acids. The record is from RefSeq and is a predicted model, not a curated record. Lineage: Eukaryota; Fungi; Basidiomycota; Microbotryomycetes; Sporidiobolales; Sporidiobolaceae.
CUUUGUCGUCGACGACGACAACGACGAGGCCGACGAGCCGACCGACGACUCGGACGGCGGCCUCAACACUCGCGUCGUCCGCGAGGUCAAGAAGGUGCCUGCGCCCAAGGUCAACGCCGCAACCUCGAGGCUCCUCCCCGAGACGCUCGACUUCCUCGCCAAGCUCGCCCAGCACAACGACCGCGACUGGUUCGGCACGCACGACGCCCUGUACCGCCACGCGCUCCUCAACUUCCAGACGUUCCUCGCGGCGUGGGUCCCCGUCGCGAGCGAGGCCGACUGGAGCCUGCCGCACCUGCCCGUCAAGGACCUCGUGCACCGCAUCUACCGCGACGUGCGCUUCUCCAAGGACAAGACGCCGUACAAGCGCUACAUGUGCGCCUCACACUCGCGCACGGGGCGCAAGGGCCCGUUCGCGCUGUACUACGUCCACGUGCAGCCGGGCGGCAAGUCGUUCCUCGGCGUCGGCUGCUGGUCGCCGUCGACCGACGUCCUCAAGCUCAUUCGGGCCCAGAUCCUGAGCAACCCCAAGCCGCUGCGCAAGAUCCUCGCUAAGGAGGCGUUCGUCGAGCUGUUCGGCGAGCCCAAGCCGCGCAUGGACGGCAAGCGCUCGAGCAUCUAUGGCGGCGAGGACCAGCUCAAGAACGCGCCCAAGAUCGAGGGCGUCGACAAGACGCACAAGGACAUCGACCUGCUCAAGUGCCGCUCGUUCGCCGUCGAGACGCACUUCUCCGACGACGUCGUCACGUCGCCCGACUUUCUCGACAAGCUCAAGCACGCCAUGUCGGUCGCGUCCGAGUUUGCGCAGUACCUGAACGAGAUCAUCUCGCCGACGCCGGCGAGCGAGAACGACGACGACGACGGCGAGGACGACGAGGAGGAGCAGGAGGAGGGCGAGGGAGAAGAAGCCGAGGAGGAAGAAGAAGGGAGCGGCGACGAGGAGUGAGCGGGCGAUGGCGCUCGAGCUGAGGGCGGUGGCGCUUGCGAACGAGACGACGUUACACGGUG